Molecule: messenger RNA, 3162 nt
Organism: Trichomonas vaginalis G3
Lineage: Eukaryota; Parabasalia; Trichomonadida; Trichomonadidae
Exons: 1
Coding region: 1-3162 (1053 amino acids)
Source: RefSeq, a predicted model, not a curated record
AUGAAUACAAUUGAUGCAUCACGGAUUCAACAGAAAAUUAAAGAUCUUCAAAUAUUAAUUGAAGAUAUUCCAACAGAUGAUCCUUCUAAUGAUGCUAGUCGUCUUCUUGAUUUCUUAUCAAGGAAUGGUGGUUUCCAAGUUGCUUUUAAUAAGCUCAAGCAAUUAGACUUAGCUAAUGUAUCUACAGAUAAACACAUUGAACUUUUAUCAGGAUUCUUACUCAGUGCAAAUAAUAUUACACAAGUUAACGAAAUUCAUGAUAUAUUCAUGAAAUACCUAAGCGAAAAAGAUUUAUUCGUAAAUAUGAUGGAUAAUUCAAUCUAUACAAAUCAACUUUUGCAAGAUUUUAUGAAAUCAUCUGAAAAACUCGAUUUAAUGCUAGAAUGCAUACAAAAUUUGGAAUCACUUAACCAACGUCAAAGAUAUAUUCGUCAAAUUGCUUUUCGUUUUGCUUCAUUAAGACAUGAAACGCAAAAAUGCCUUAAAAUUCUUUACUCUGUUUACCCAGCUCGUUCACAUGAUGAUUUUCUCGAAUUUUCUGCAUAUGCAACCUCAAUUACAUCACUUAUUUCUCAAGAUCAAAACUUUGUUCGUGAAUUAUUUGAAUACGUCAUGAAUUUAGCAGCAAUACUUUCUGGAUUCAUGCGUGAUUGGCUUAUAAACUUCGCAUCAUCCUUUGCACCGCUAUUAAAACUCAAAUCAGUUCAUCCUGCGAUUUUAGAUUUUGUCAAAUUACAAAAGAUGCCACUUUCUACAAUCCAUCACUUCGAAUCAUCUACAGGAGGCUUAUACAACAAAGAAUUAAGCCUUUCGGAAGCUCCUUCCCUUUCCAGACCUUAUUCAUUGUACAAAGAGUGGUUUGUUGACAUCAAAAACCUGAAUGAGGCCAAAUCCCCAGAAAGAGUUUACAAUACAAUACUCCAUUUCUGCCAAACCAAUCCAUAUGACGCUCCAAAAAUAUUAUCUCAGCUUCCUCCUGUUGUUUCUCUACCGUUUUACACCCUGAUAGUUGACAAACAACCAGAAGCAUUCCGUAAUGCUGUAGAAAAGGCUUUUUCAUCAGGAAAUAUCGAUAUUGCAUUAAAUGUUCUUGAAAAUGUUGCUAGAGUUAAUCCAAGACUCAUCAAACCACACUUUUCUUCAAUAUCUAAGCUCGGAUUCUCAAGAUGCCAUACAUUAGUUUCAUUAUUAAUAAGAGCAGAUAUUAUUGAGUUCAAAAAACUCUUUAUUCACAUUCAUCAAGCCGAGGAAGAAAAGAUAAGAGAUAUUAUACGCGAAGGUAUCCUCCAAAUGCAAAAACGUCCUAAGACAAGAGAAAAUAUCUCGUUUGUUCUUCAAGUUUUCACUAAUUUCUACUCUGGAGCAUCCGGACAGAUAAACUGGGCUGCUGUUGCCGAUGCAUAUCCAGGAGAUAUGGACAUCGCUCAGUGCAUGCUCUUAACUCAGGAAGAUCAAACCGAAAAAAGUGACACGAGGAACUUCACCGCUCCUCUUCUUCAGUGGCGACAGUCAUUUCUUAAUUUUAUCAGGAGAUGUCCAUCAACAAUGCGUCCCUUAUCAGCAAUACCAUAUCUCCUUGUUGCUUCUACACUACCAGAGCAUGAUGAGCUGGAGAUUCACAGUUUUUCAUCGCUUUUACCACAAUCACGCAGUAAUGCUGAAGAAAUCAUUGAACAAAUUGCUAUAUUCGAGUUAACAAGGUCAGUAAUUAAAGGAAAUCACUCACAACUGGAUGCACUGGCGAAAUUAAAAAUAAUGUUCGACUUCGAUGACAAGAAAGUUACUUCCUAUUCAUCAGUAUUUGCUCAUUGUGCAGUCUGUAUCGAGAUUGGAGCUCACGAUUCCUUAGAUUCAAUAGUUUCCGCAAUGAAUUCCACUUCUUCGGUCAUUAAAAAAGCCGCAAGCAGAGCAAUUACAAUUCUCAACACAUUCCAGUUCGAACCAGCUAAACAAUACGCUAAAAAUGAUGAAGAUACAAAUCUGACUGUCAAAUUUUUGUCACUUUUGUCAACAAUCGGUUCCACAUCCAAUUAUGUUCCACAAGAUUCAGACAGCAAGAAAUACUUAGAAAUGAUCAAAACAAUUAACGGUUUUGUCAAUGACGAUUUGACAAAAAAUUGCCAACAAAAAAUUUUUGCCGAUGUAAACAUGAUUUGUGACAAUUUCAUGUUACUUAGUUUAUCAUCAUAUAUUUUGCUUCCUUCCAGGCAAGUAUCGAAGAUCUCAUCCGAUAAAAUCAUUUCCAUGCUUGUUUCAAAUUCAUCGGAACACAAACAGAGGGAAUUCGCUCUCCUCGCGAUCUCUCAGAUGCCGACGGCUCCGGAGUUCGAUUAUUUCGCUCUUUUCGACAAAUAUCCGGAACUGUCAAAAAGUGUCAUGUCCGUUGCAGUUAGAAACAACAAUAAUCUUCUGAUAAACCACAUACUCCAGAAAUCAGACGAUUAUUCGACCAUUUUUGCUGUCAAACCGCUCAUCACUUACAUAGACCAAGAUUUAGUUUUGGAGUUCAUUAAAAGAAAUGCUCCAAAAAGUGACAUACAAACAUUAUUGUUAUCGUCCGAUGUUUACUCAAAUCCAAAACAUAUAAUUGAAGUAUGCGGCCAAAUAAGGAAAAGUGACAUAACCGAUUAUGUAAACACGACAUAUGGUGAACGAUUAAAGAACAGUUUGAUGCGGUUGAAGAACGAAGAAAUCGAGCAAUACAUUUACUCUGAUUUCGAUGAUUUCGCGUUGAUCGUAAGUCAUUUAAUGAAUCUCUCAAUUUCAAACAUUUGUUGGAAGAUCGUUAGUUCUGAAAAAGUGACAUUUAAAUGUAUUGUCAAUUUUGCAUUCAGUCGGAAGAAGCAGUUAUUUACUAUUAUAGAAGGAUUGUUUGCUAUAUUGAACAAAGCGACUGUUUCACAAGUUGGCAAAUGCAUUUGUUAUUUGUCUGUUUUCUUGUUGGUGAGAGAGAACAAUCAGCCUUUCAGAGCAAUUAAGGAGACUUUGGAUUCAAACAGAGAUAUCUUUGAUGAGAAAUCAAUUGUUCUCCUUCUCCCUGCUUUGAUUGCAAAUUGUUCAGAUAUAAGAAUUGAACAUACAUCUGUUUUCCAGAGAAUAACAACUGAAAAGUAUACUAAUGUAAUUGACGAAAUAAUCAAUGCAAGUAAAUUAAGUAAAUAA